Messenger RNA from Tripterygium wilfordii, 2009 nucleotides. RefSeq names its product transcription factor bHLH130-like. The coding region runs from base 620 to 1936 and encodes 438 amino acids. Gene Ontology annotation, molecular function: DNA-binding transcription factor activity, RNA polymerase II-specific; protein dimerization activity; RNA polymerase II cis-regulatory region sequence-specific DNA binding. The record is from RefSeq and is a predicted model, not a curated record. The transcript is spliced from 7 exons. Gene Ontology annotation, biological process: regulation of transcription by RNA polymerase II. NCBI's taxonomy places the organism in Eukaryota, Viridiplantae, Streptophyta, Magnoliopsida, Celastrales, Celastraceae. Gene Ontology annotation, cellular component: nucleus.
GUGUUGUUGGCUUCUGCUACGUUCUCUGUAUUUUCUUAAUGUUCUUGGUUGAUUGCAGUGUUUUAAGGUGAAAAAAAGGGUGAUCUAGAUUCAGAUCCAGAAACACGAGGGUAAUAUUUUCUGAUGAAAAAACCAGACCUUUUAGUAUUCAAUGGUCACAGAAAUUUGGUUUGAAAAAAAAAAAGACCAGUACAUGGUCUUUGUUUCACUUGGUUUUAUUAUUGAAAUCUUUUUUUUAUAGCAAAGAAACAAAGUUCAAGAAAGAUUCCUGAACUGGGUUCUCUUUACUUCUCCAAUUGUAGCAUUCUGUAGAUUUAAAUGCAGUUUUUGUUGUGUAAAUGCAAGCAAUUUUGAUGCUGGUCUACCUGGUCAUGUCUCCAAUGGAAGUUUAGUUGCAUUGAGCAGACAAGCUGAUCUUUCCUUAUGUGGUUUUGUUUUGAAGAACAAGCAAGUUUGCAUUUAAGCAAACUUUAAAAAGGUCAAGUAAUCGAGCAAUAUUCUAAGAGGCAUUUUGUCAAACACUUGAGUGAAGAAAAAUCAACUUUGGCGUUCAACGAAAGUUGAGAAGACAUGAUUUUUCUUUUGACAUCGAUUGUGUACUUGAUCUUCUCCAGAAGACAUGAGCAGUAGUCUUUUGUACACUCCUGGUUUCAAGUACCCAGAUAGGAAUUUUCGGAAAAACCAAGAUUUCAUGGACUUAAAUCACCACCACCAUGAUUAUCAUCGUAUUCAUGAUCAUAAUCAUUAUGAACAGCAACAAAUACAGAAUCAUGACUCUGGUCUGAUGAGAUUUCGCUCUGCAUCAAGCUCUUUCCUUGAGAACCUUGUCAAUGGCGGCAAUAGUGGUGGUGUUGGUGAGGAUUAUCCAUGUUUUCGAUCUUCAAGCCCUGAAACAGACACCAUUUUUACAAGAUUCAUGAAUGGUUCGGGUGUGUCGGGCACUCACGAUCUUCAUGAAUACGGGGAGAGAUCAAUGAAGCAAGAAGUGCCAGAUUCUCCAAAGAAUCAGAUUGGUUUCUCAAGUGAAAGUUCAGAGAUGAUUUAUCAGAGUUUACGAGCUCAGAGCUUGGAAAAUGAGACAAAAAUGGAUUGCUCAUUCGGUGUCGUGAAUUCUAUGAUGGAAAACUCUGUGGUACCAAAGAUGGGCAGUGGAAGUGGCAACAACCUUCUAACGCAGAAUAGCUCACCAGCUGGUAUUUUCUCCGAUCCAGGAGCUGACAAUGGUUUUUCCAUGGCGAGGGAUUUGGGAAAUUUUGGAGCUUCUGGUGGCAUAAAGGGGGAAGUUAGUUCAAUGACUUGUAGAUUGAACAGUCAUGUGAAUUUUGCAUCAUCAUCUUCACGCUUGAGACUUAUGCCUCAAAUCGCUGAAGCAGGGGACGAGUGCAUUGGUGCCAGUAUCCCUGAGAAUGGAAGUUUAGGAAAUAGUAAUUCCAGACAUAUACAUUCCCAUCUCAACUUUGCAAAUGAUACUUGGGAAGAUACUUCCUUCAAUAGCCUCAAAAGAGUGAGAGAAAGCGAUGGGAACACUUUAUCAGGCUUAAAUCAUUUGGAAAGUCAGACUGGUAAAUACUUAAAUGGCACCCUUGGCUUGAGUCACCAUUUAAACUUGCCUAAGACUUCUGCGGAGAUGGCUGCUAUCGUGAAGUUUCUGCAAUUCCAAGGCACCGUUCCUUGUAACAUUCGAGCCAAAAGAGGUUUUGCCACUCACCCAAGAAGCAUCUCAGAACGGAUGAGAAGAACCAGAAUCAGUGAAAGAAUGAGAAAAUUGCAAGAGCUUUUCCCGGAAAUGGACAAGCAAACGAACACCGUGGAUAGGUUAGAUUUGGCAGUUCAGUACAUAAAAGAUCUCCAGAAACAGGUCAAGAUGCUCACGAAUACGAAAGCGAGGUGCACAUGUUUAAGUAAACAGAUGCAAUAUUCAAAUGCUUCAGUUUGAUUAUGUUUCUGUACAGAUAGUGAGAAGCAGAUUGGAAAACAGGGAAACAUAAAUCAAAAACCAACUGAAGAUG